AUGAAACAGCUCAAAAGGGCGGAGUGCAAAACAGAGAAGGUCCAAGAUGGUGAUAGCUGCGCCGCAAUCGCCUUGAGGUGUGGUAUCUCCGGGACUGACUUCACCAAAUACAAAUCUGCUAAAGGCUUCUGCUCGAGGUUAAGGCCUGGUCAGCACGUUUGCUACUCCUCUGGUACACUUCCCGACUUUAGCCCAAAGCCCAACAAAGAUCGCUCAUGUGCCACAGCCACUGUUGGCGAUGGCGAAAGUUGUUCAACGAUCGCCGUGGCCAAUGGUCUUACGGAGAAAGACAUCGAUGGCUUCAAUCAAAAGACUUGGGGAUGGACCGGAUGCAAGAACAUCUUCAAAGAUUCUGUCAUCUGUGUCAGCAAAGGAUCUCCGCCCAUGCCGGCUGAGGUUUCUGAUGCCAAGUGUGGUCCCCAGGUUCCUGGCACAAAGCCUCCAAAAGACAUGAGCAAGCUUGCCGACCUCAACCCAUGCCCACUUAAUGCUUGCUGCAACACAUUUGGCCACUGCGGGACCACAGCAGAAUUCUGUACCGAUACUAACACGGGCGCCCCUGGUACUGCCAAACCUGGAACCAACGGCUGCAUCUCACACUGCGGUAUGAAUAUCGUGAAAGGAACUGCCCCCAGUGAGUUCCGCAGCAUCGGAUACUACGAAGGUUAUCAGUUCAAACGUGAUUGCUUGUAUCAAGAUGCGACGCAAGUUGAUCAUUCAAAAUAUACACACUUGCAUUUUGGUUUUGCCGAUAUCUCCUCCGACUAUGAAAUCGGCAUUUACGACAAAUCGACCAACUAUCAGUUCUUUAACUUCAAGCAUAUCUCCGGUCCCAAGAGGAUUGUCAGCUUCGGUGGAUGGGCCUUCUCCACCCAAGCAUCGACAUACCAGAUUUUGCGCCAAGGAACCAGCCCGGCUAAUCGCAAGAAGCUUACGACUAACAUUGCGAAGUUCGUGGACGAUAACAACCUUGAUGGUGUCGACAUUGACUGGGAAUACCCAAGUGCACCUGAUAAUCCUGGAACCCCACCUGGCGACAAGAGUGAAGGAGCCAACUAUCUCGCUUUCCUUGUGUUUCUGAAGAAUCUUCUUAAAGGGAAGUCUGUUUCGAUUGCUGCUCCUGGCUCGUACUGGUACCUCAAGGGCUUCCCGAUCGCAGAGAUCAGUAAGGUUGUUGACUACAUUGUCUUCAUGACUUAUGAUUCACACGGACAAUGGGAUGCAGGUAACCCCAACGCCCAGCCAGGUUGCGAUAAUGGAAGCUGUCUGCGAAGCCAUGUCAACAUGACGGAGACCCGAGAAUCCCUUGCCCUAAUCACCAAUGCGGGUGCGGACUCGGGCAAGGUGGUUGUCGGUGUCAGCAGCUACGUCUGA
This is a messenger RNA of Penicillium crustosum, 1374 nucleotides long. RefSeq lists its product as uncharacterized. Gene Ontology annotation, molecular function: chitin binding; hydrolase activity, hydrolyzing O-glycosyl compounds. The coding region runs from base 1 to 1374 and encodes 457 amino acids. The transcript has 4 exons. The record is from RefSeq and is a predicted model, not a curated record. Gene Ontology annotation, biological process: carbohydrate metabolic process. Lineage: Eukaryota; Fungi; Ascomycota; Eurotiomycetes; Eurotiales; Aspergillaceae.